AUGGUCAUAACCAUUAAGUAUGGUGAUGAGGCUAAUCUGAGAGAGAGGAGGAAGGCCAGCGAGCAGACAGAAGAAAAAACUUCAGAAAAGACGACAGAACAAAAAGAGGAGGACGAGAAUGACGCGUACAACCGCUGCAGCACUGUGGACAUGGACAAGGAUUUGGUAGACUGGCGGAAGCCCCUGGCAUGGCAGGUGGGCCACCUGGGAGAGAAAUACGAUGCGUGGGUCCACCAGCCAGUCGACAGACCCAUCAGACUGUUUGGAAACCCCUUACUGGAGGCCAGCACCAAGACCUCAUGGUAUUGGGUUCCAGUGGUGUGGCUUCCUAUUGUGUUUUAUUACAGUUGGUACUGCUACACCACGCUGGCAAAGGGCUCCACCAGGCUAGAACUCACUUCAGACUUCUCUAUCCCGAUCCAUAAGUACUUGUUCCCCCUGCUCUUUCUGAUGGGCUGGUUCUUGUGGUCGUUCAUCGAGUACUGCAUCCAUCGCUUCGUCUUCCACAUGAAACCCCCGGCCCAUAACUACUACCUCAUCACGAUACACUUCCUCCUGCACGGACAGCACCACAAGUCUCCGUUCGACGGCGCUCGGCUGGUCUUCCCCCCCGGCCUGGCCUCCUUAGUGGUGGGAGGCUUCUAUCUAAUCCUCCUCAGCACGCUCCCGCAGAUCCUGGGGACCUCCGUGUUUGUAGGAGGACUGUGCGGCUACGUGGUGUACGAUAUGAUCCACUACUACCUUCACUACGGGUCGCCAAAGAAGGGCUCCUAUAUGUACGGCCUGAAGGCCUACCACGUCAAACACCACUUUGAGCACCAGAAAGCAGGUUUUGGAAUCACCUCCACAUUCUGGGACCACCCGUUCAACACAUUGAUUCCCGAUGAGAAAUUCUAACAGAGAAAGGGCUCUCCUGAAGGGCCACAGGACUUAGCCCCAGCCCCCAUGCUACAUACAGCCUUAGUCCAAUCUCUGCACCCAUACUUUUCAGAACCAAGGAGGAAGUUCUUCUUCUGAGGACUCCUGCGUCUCCACAACUACUCCACAGAUCCAUACUGUAUCACAUAUCAUCCUGCUUUUUGUUUCCAUUUUGCUACACCUUUGUGAAGACCAGUCUGCAAUCUUUCUGCACGGUUAUCAUUCCUUUCUGUGCCAUUUAUUGUAUAACCCAACCAACAUCUACUACUGCUGUGCUCUUCUCCACAUAGCCAUUCACAAUUAUGUACAGCUAGGUGUUAUACCAUGGCUAAAAAGGGAGGAACACACGAAAAAUCAAAAGACACACGUCGGUGUGCUUCUAUGUAAUUUUUAGGGAAUUACAUCCUGUAAUGCUUUAGAAAACACUGAAGAAACUAAACAAAUAUUCCCAACACACUCUUCCUGGUUCCUAAAAAACAUCGCUAACAGCAUAACACAAAUUAAUGCGGACCCAUUUGUGUGAAAAUGUUCACACACACAAAGCGCACACACACGUCCCUCAGAGGAGGACAGAGGGAAAAGUGAUAGAUGGUUGGUGAAUUUGGAAGAUGGAGAAGGGAAAUGGUAUGACAUUAAAUGUGUGUAGGGACUAAAUGACUGGUGAACUUACAUUCAAAUCCUUCCUCCCCACUAUCUGCAGCCUAAAAAUACUCCUCUACAUUAUUUUCUGUCUGCCAUUAAGCUGCAAAGCCUCGCUGCUAUCACUCUGUUAGACUGCAGGUUUGUAACAGUCAACAUAAGCUCCUCCCAACAUGCUUUUCCUCAAUGUUGUUUUUGGUUUCAGAUUUAAUUUGGCAGUUUAGACUUAAUUUAUUAACUAUAACCAAAGCUGCAGAAGUGAAAUGCUACUGUAGGGCACUCAUGCAAUGCACCGUUAAUGUAAAGCAGAGUCCUUAAUAUCUGACACCGCUGUGGAGAUAUAUUUUUGCAAGUCCUUUGUAAUAUUCCCUCCGUUUCCUUUCUGUUUUGUCAUUAUUGAUUACGCAACAAUGUUAAAAAAAAUACUUGCUUUGUACAGAAUUGCACCAGCUUUACGUAGUCAGAGGAUGUUAAAAUGUGUCAGAGGGGCAGAGAGGCAUGAGGCCAGCCUGUUGGACUUCCUGCUGUCGGGAUCUCGGGGUCAAAGGUCACCGUGUUAGCUAGGUGACAAAGGUGGAUUUAUUUUUUUAAUUUCAACAAGCAGAACUUGGGUCUUUUUAAGGUUAUUUUUAGUCUCCACCUUCAGGUCUCACUCCAUCCCUUUAAAGCCCCUGCGUUAGCUGCCCUGCAGACCCCCGCAGGAUGACGAUGGAUGAACAUCUGACUGGACAGCAGGAGGUCUUACAGUCACUGGCGGAUCCUCAUAAUGUCUCUUCUAAACACUCGACAACAUCACUGAUGACUAAAGAAGAACAAAUGUGAUUAAAAACAUUGACAUACAUGGGUAGAGCACAGUAAAAAUAUAUAACUGCAGAAAAUCAUUUUAAUCUACUUUUCUAGUGUGAAGAAAGGGUCCGAUUUAAAUAAUAUAUAUGUAUAUGUACACAUGUAAAAUAAAAUGCCGAAUCUAUUUCACAGAUUUUUGAACAGUAAAAUAAUUCCUUAUUGCAAAGCUUAUUUUUCUUAAAUUCAGAGCAGCAAUAAUAAUUAUGGCUUUAUGUAAAGAGGGCUACGGAAGAGGAUUAAGGCAAUAUAAAUUGAGAAAAAAUCAUAUAUAUAAUUUAUAUUAAUUUUAAUAUAAUAUUUCUUUAUGAAAAUCUCAGAAUUCUGACCUUUUACUCAGAAUUCUUUUUUCAUUUUUGGUCAGAUCUCAGAAAUAAUUUCACAUGUGGCCCUAAUCCUCAUCUGCAGAUGGCUGUGUUCUUUUAUCUGCAGCAUGCAUAUCGGGUUAUUUAAAACCAUAACUCUCUGUCUUAAUUUGCGCACACUGCAGAUGAUAAUGAAUGUUUAAGGUAUCAUGGAGUAGGAAUUCUGUCUUUUGUAUAAUAACUAUAUAUGACAAAAAUGUUUCAAAAAUAACCAAAAUGAUUGUUCCUGUUGGUAAAGAAUGAUGAAUAAUAAUAAUGAGGAUGAUGAGUGUGAUGAAGCAUACUGAUUGUGACGACUGCUCGGCAAAGUGAAACCAUUCCACCUGUUGAAGUGCGCACAGAUCUUAUUUAUGUAUAUUUAUGAUACAGAUGAAAAGACAACAGCACAAACUUUGCCUAUGCUAAGUUAUGCAGCGUAAAAUAAUAUUUUCUAAAUCUGUUUACUUUAAUAUCUUCUAUUUUGGAAUUUUAAAUGUCAAUGCAAAUGCAAACGUAUUUGUAAAUAAAUGUCUGUAUAUUUCUGAA
This is a messenger RNA of Trematomus bernacchii (emerald rockcod), 3290 nucleotides long. RefSeq names its product fatty acid 2-hydroxylase-like. The record is from RefSeq and is a predicted model, not a curated record. The coding region runs from base 1 to 897 and encodes 298 amino acids. Gene Ontology annotation, biological process: lipid biosynthetic process; fatty acid metabolic process. Gene Ontology annotation, molecular function: iron ion binding; fatty acid 2-hydroxylase activity. Lineage: Eukaryota; Metazoa; Chordata; Actinopteri; Perciformes; Nototheniidae. The transcript has 7 exons. Gene Ontology annotation, cellular component: endoplasmic reticulum; membrane.